Messenger RNA from Mobula hypostoma (lesser devil ray), 4181 nucleotides. Its product is annotated as hairy/enhancer-of-split related with YRPW motif protein 1-like. The transcript is spliced from 5 exons. The record is from RefSeq and is a predicted model, not a curated record. Gene Ontology annotation, biological process: regulation of transcription by RNA polymerase II; regulation of neurogenesis; circulatory system development. Gene Ontology annotation, cellular component: nucleus. The coding region runs from base 514 to 1563 and encodes 349 amino acids. Gene Ontology annotation, molecular function: DNA-binding transcription factor activity, RNA polymerase II-specific; RNA polymerase II cis-regulatory region sequence-specific DNA binding; protein dimerization activity. Lineage: Eukaryota; Metazoa; Chordata; Chondrichthyes; Myliobatiformes; Myliobatidae.
CAGACGCAGUGCAGGCGAUAGAAGAGGGAGGGAGACGGACAGGCGUCUGAAAUCUGGGAAAGAGCCAGAGAGACUCGGUCAGAAAGAAACAUUAAAUCAAAGAGACCACAUGAGAGCGAUCAAACCACAGGAAGUAUCUCGCGGGGAAAGAAAACCAGCAACUACAAGCCAGCCCGAGUCAUCGCUUCUCCAGCCGGGAGCAGCGCGCUGGCGGACACCGGGAGCGAGCGGGGCAUCGCACUCGUAUUCCCAAACGCGGUGCCGGGGUUAACCCGGAGCUCAGCAACCCGCACGGCAGCCGUUCGCCCCCGCCGCCGCAUCACUUUCAGCGCGAAAGCAGCAGCACCCACGGGGGCAUCCAACAAGCUACAGCGUUCCCAGAAUUGCCAGUAACUUGUCCCGUCAAGGGUAGGCGGAAGCCUCCAACUCAGUCCUUACCUGUGUGUUGCGGGAUUACACGCCACUCGCGAUUACAGUCUGUGUACAGUAUAUCUGUUUUAAAAUAUUAACACAAUGAAACGACUCUAUGAUGAAACCACCUCGGACAGUGACCUGGAGGAGACAAUAGACGUUGGAAGAGAGGAAUACUGCUGCCCUGUGACUCGAUCGAGUUCACCAACUACAACUUCCCACAUUCUGGCACGGAAGAAGAGGCGUGGAAUUAUUGAAAAAAGAAGGCGGGACAGGAUUAAUAACAGUUUAUGUGAACUGCGGCGUCUGGUCCCAACAGCUUUUGAAAAGCAGGGAUCAUCGAAGCUGGAAAAAGCUGAGAUCCUUCAAAUGACUGUGGAUCAUCUGAAAUUGCUCCGAUCAACAGGGGGUAAAGGUUACUUUGACCCUCAUUUGCUCGCCGUGGAUUACAGGAGCAUGGGAUUUCGAGAAUGUCUCACUGAAGUCAUAAGAUACCUCGGCUCACUUGAACAAAUUCAAGGCCGUGAAGGUGCAGAUCCACUUAAGGACCGUUUAGUGUCUCAUCUCAACAAUUACAUGUCCGAAAUAGAGCCUUCACCAUCUUCCUGGAUCCACCGGGCCUGCACUUGGCCACAUUAUCACUUAGCCUCACUGUUCCCACAGCCGGCAGAUGGAGCACAGUUAUCCUGCAGGGACUCUUUUCACAACCCGGCCUUCCUUACUGGCUCGGUGCUGGCAUACUCCAACUCGUCUCUAAGGGGAAUUCCUCUUGACAGAACAGCAUCUACUGUGAUGCCAUCUACUCACUGCCACCUCCCGAACAUUGCAUCUUCCAACCUCCUGUCGAGCCUGACAUCUCCGAUUCACAGAGCCCUGUCCAACAUAGCGUGCACACUGCCUGGUGUUCCGUCCAACAUGAGCUCAGCCAGUAAAGCGCUAACGAGUGUCCACGCAUCCCCGCAGAUUACCCCACCCUUACUACCACCGGCCGGUAACUCCAGCACCAUUCAUCCAACUGCCUCGUCCAUUCCAGGGUCUUUAGGAAGUUAUCACUCCGUGUCACAUUUCCAACUCAAUCCUUCCAAUCAGGCAAACAACCUGGGCACUCGCAAGCCCCAGAGAUCUUGGACAGCUGAGAUUGGGGCUUUCUGAAUCCAUUUUAAUUAAAGGCGGGGGAAAUGACACUUUUUACAACAUUGUAAGAACAUAUUAAGACAGAAAAUGUUCUGUUAAAUAUAAACAGUAAUACUUCUGACUGAAGUAAGAAAGAAAAGAACUUUAUGCAUUAUAAGGUGCAGAGGUUUCAUUCAGCAUUCUCAUCUGGGAAAUGAUUGUUCUUUAUCUGACUAUAUUUUUCCAUAAUUUACUCUACCUUUCCUGACAGCACUGCUUUAGCUUUUCUCAGGGAAAAAAGGCUUGUUUUUUUGAAUUUACCUUUGUUAGGAUAAGCGGGGCAGUGGCUGACUUCAUUAAGAGUUCCAUCAUACUUAAUCACGUCAUGCAAAGUAAAUAUUUUCAGUUUGUUGUUGGUAUAUCUGAUACUGGUUUGUUUUACAAGCCCUUGACAAGGGAGAGUCACCGGUGUGAUGCAUGGGUUUACCAUUUACUCUCAGUUGGCCUCCUUCUUCUUAAAGCUGCCUUCACUCUCUUCCUUGCCAUCAAACUGCAAGGCAGAACUGCACACAGUUUGAUUCUUAUCUGUCCAAUAAUAGUUGUUAAUUACUGAACACGAUUAAUGUUAAUGUUGGCAUUGUUAACUUUGGUCGGUCCUCAAGGAAUUGUCCUUGGCUGUUUCCUAUUUCUUAUCUCUGAGCAACAAAGUGCCCGAUCGUAAAUGUAGCCGACGACAAAAAUCUUUCUGCACCCAUUCACUGACCCUAAGUUGGAAGAGUCUUUGUCUGACUUCCUAUACUGGAUCAGCAGAAGUUUCGUCCCACUACUGGUAUAACUACAGUUAUUGGUUUUGGUAGCCCACAAACCCUAUUCAAAGGUUUGAAGUUUCAUUUAUUAUCAAGGUAUACAACUCUGAGAUUCGACUUCUCCAGAUAGCCACGAAUCCAAGAAAACCAUGGAAGUCGUUGGAAGAAAGACAUCAACCCCGCGCCAAAAAAGAAACAAAAAUUCCAAGCCUCUUUCCAGUAACUAUAUCAAAGUGAAGCAAAACAUUCCCUUCCCAUUUCUAUAUUUGACUCCAAGAUGAACUUCCAUCUGUAUGUAAGUUCCAAUGCUAAGACAGCUUAUGACUUCCCCUUGUAACAUCAGCUCACUCUGCCUGCCUCAUAAACCUUGUCCAUGCAUUUGCUACCUUUAGAUUUAACUGAAACAGGACAUCUGUAGAUAGACUCCCACUUUCUACUCUUCGUACUUGCAAUCAUUCCUAGCAGAUUCUCUCCUCCUGUGUUGUCCCUCAACCAACGCUUGUACCUUCUCCCAGACCCCACUCCUCAACCAUCUACAUUAAUUCCUGAUUGCACAAUGUCUCAAUUUUAACAUUUUCAUCCCUGCUUUCAAAUUCCACCCGGUCUCUGGAAACUGCUCUGACCCCUACAGGACUCUGAAAUCUUGUGCAACCGAUAUAUUUGCUCAUCCCGCCCCGGUAGACUUGUCUUCACCUACAGAGGCUUCAGGCUCUGGAGUUUCUUCAUUAAUCUUCUUUACCUCACUAACUUCCUUUCUAUCUUUAAGAUGCUCCCUGAAGUGUAUUGCUUCGACCAAGCUGUUGGUCAUCUGCUCUGAUAAUCUCCUUGUAUUACUCUGUGUAAGGCUUGGUUAAACUACAAAGCACCAUGGGACUGUCUAAGACAGGGGUUCUUAACCUGGGAUCCACAGAUAGAUUCCAGGGUUUCUGUGAACUUGGAUGGGAAAAAAAUUUGCAUCUUUAUUUUCACUAACCUUAACUGAAAUUUAGCAUUUCCUUCAACGGUGAAUGUAGGCAACAAACCACAGUAGCAUUAGCAGUACCUGUGACUUUGUCACCAAUAGGAAUCACAUAUCACAAUACAGUUGUUAGAAAUAUCUCAAAAAUCAUUAAAUAUACAAAAUAUUGUAAUCCUAUAUAUUUUAUUUUAUAUAUUAUCCUGAGAAGAGAUCUAAAGGCUUCACCAGACUGCCAAAGGGGUUCAUGGCAAAAAAAAAGGUUAAGAACCCCUGGUCUGAAAGGUGCCAUGUAAAUACGUGGUAAUUUUAUUUCUGUCAUUAUUUCCAAUUAUUAACUAUUUUUGAGUCACGACAGGCAGUGCCCAGGCUCAGACCAGUUUCCAUACGUGAUCUAUUUGCAAUUCUUGAACUAUUCCUGCAAACUGUUCGAAAUCCAGACCGUUCUGUAAGUCGGAAAGGAACAAGAGAGGUUACGGAAAGAGCAGUGGUGGGAGAGUAAGCGGGCACGGGCCGAGUGGCCACCAACCAUCCUCGCUGUGUCAGUGAGCAAGUGAAUCGGUUCAGCGCUCCCAGCUCUGUUUGGCCUGAUCCGGCCCCUGACCAGUGUGGCUGUAGGCGUACCAACGCCCUGUUCCCACCUGUCCGCGUCCCCACAACAGCUGGUGAGCCCAUCCUGACGGUCCUUCGAAUGCCAAUGUGUACGUGGUGCCCAUAAUCAAUAAGGCCGAUAGAUUCUUGAUUAGUCGGGGGAUGAAGGAUACAGGGAAAAGGCAAGAGAUCGGGGCUGAGAGGGAUAGUAGAUCAGCUACAAAGAAAUGGCAGAGCAGAUUUAAUGGGCCAAAUGGCCUCAUCAUGCUCCUAUAUCUUAUGAUCUUACAAGUCAGGCAUUCAUA